CUCCAGAUGAACCUGGUUUAUCAGGAAGUGAUUCAGGAGAAGAUUGAGGAGAUCAACAGUCUCCUUGCCCAAAAUAAAAAACAGCAGAUCUGAAAGAGGAUAAGUCCAUUCCAAAAGUGGCUUUAAAAGGCUGGCUAAUGACCGACUGGUAAAUUUGGGUCUAGGGGCAGAGGAACUGUGUACCCGACUGCACACGUUUGUUGCUCAAUGGUGAGUCAGCAACUCAGUGGCCUUUCAGUUUUGCCUGCCAUUUGCUUCAUAGUCUGUUGACUGGCAGUUUCAGAAUCCCUGCACUUGGCUUGCAAUCCUUGCACCGUUUUGCACCAGUCUGCUAGAAGUGAGGAGAAUUUUGUAAGUGUGAACGCUGAGGUGAAUUGUUUGAAUAAUUGGGUGGUGUGCCUUCUUCAUCUUAAUGACGGGAUACAGUUGGACUGGGGAUCAUCCAGGCCCGGGAUUCUGGCUUGGGCCUGAUGAACAUGCCGAGAUGGUUCUACCAAAUGAGCGCCUUCUGUUUGUGAAUGCCCUGCAGGAAAAACUCACAUGGGAGCUCGCUGGAACAAAAGGGAUGAAAUCAAGCGAUGGAAAAUCUUUGCCAGCAAAUAUGUUUUUGGGCCAUUUUAUGAAGCCGUAUUUUAAGGACAAAACAUCAGGGAUUGGCCCUCCUGCCAACAAUGAUGCUCGAGAAAAAGCAAGGCAUGGCAUCAAAUCUUUUGAGGAGCUGAUCACUAUCAAAUGGAAGAGCCGAGAGAAACUGCUCCUACGACAGUCUGUCGUGAGUGAUUGCUUAAAGCAUUUGCUGCAGCCAAAGCUGCUAAAGCUUGAGUAUCUGAAUGAAAAAAGGGAGAAAUCCAAGGAUGAGAUGGAAAAGCAGAUCUUGGGGAAGCAGAUCCAGGAAACGGAACUUGAAAUAAAUGAAAUCAACAUGUUGCCGGAAGAAGCUCUGCUGGGAAACAGGCUUGAUGAGCACGACUGGGACAAGAUUGCCAACAUCAAUUUUGAAGGAACACGCAGCGCAAAAGAGCUGAGGAAAUACUGGCAAAAUUAUGAGCACCCCAGCAUCAACAAGAAAGAAUGGAGCGAGGAGGAGAUCGAGAAACUGAAGGAAAUUGCUGCCCGGCACGGUGGCCUGGAUUGGGAAGCAGUAGCCCAAGAGCUGGGGACGCAGCGCACGGCCUUUCAGUGCCUCCAGAAAUUCCAGGCCUACAAGAAAGAUUUCAAACGGGGUGAAUGGAGCCCUGAAGAAGACCAGAUGCUCAAGCAGCUCGUCCAGGAAAUGCGAGUUGGGAAACACAUUCCGUACCGGAAAAUUGCAUACUACAUGGAGGGGAGGGACUCUGCCCAGCUGAUCUACAGGUGGACCAAGCGAGUGGACCCCAACUUAAAGCGAGGCGCCUGGACACCAAAGGAGGAUGCUUUGCUCCUGAAGGCCGUUGCGAAAUACGGAGAGCGGGACUGGUAUAAAAUCCGGAUGGAGGUCCCUGGCAGGAACGACAUCCAGUGCCGAGACAGGUACUUGCAUUCAUUGCACUGCGAUAUAAAGAAGGGGAAGUGGAGCGAGGAGGAAGAAAGGAAGCUGAUAGAGCUAACCGAAAAAUAUGGCAGGGGCCACUGGGCAAAAAUAGCAUCGGAGUUACCCCACCGCUCAGGAGCUCAGUGUCUGAGCAAGUGGAAAGUGUUGCUGGGAUAUCGAAGGAACAGGAGGAAGAAACCAGAGAGCGGACUUUAUCCAAGGCGGAAAUGUGUCCACCAGUGGAGCUGCAGCCCCUCGGAGUCCAGCAGUGAAAAUUCAGACCUGGAUUUGGAUGGGGAUGGUGCCGAGGAGGAGGAUGAGGGGCCCAAGGCCUACCAGCCCAAAGCUGCAGGUCACUGGAGAGUACCAUGCAUUGAUCUCUGGGUCCCUGCAAGGAAAGAGCUGUCUGGAGCCAACUCUGGGGAGCUGGCUGCUGUCACUCUGCUCUCCAAAGGCUUUGACAUGAACAGGAAGAGGAGGCUGGAUUCUGGGGCUCUGCUAGGUCCAGCAGAGAGCCAGAGGACAGAGGAUCUCGUUGCCCUCAGUCCGGAGAUUCCAGAAUUGGCUCAGAUGAACGCAAAGGAGGGACUGAAUUCCGAAAACGCGAGGGAUGCUUGGAGGGUUUCCUUGGCUUAUGUGAAGCGUGUGCUGAGGAGGAACAGCUAUGAGCUGCAGAGGAGAAAUCGAGAAAUCAGAAGAAAGAAGCGCUUUGCCUCCAGCUCCCAAAUGGGCCCUGGGGGUUCUCGGUUGGCCCCGCUGGCCAGUGAGGCGAAUGGAGCCCGCCGGCAAGAUGGGAUGUGGAAGACAACGAUCUACCGGAGAUUGAUGGUGGCAGUCACCCCCUGGGCUGGGAGCAUGGUGCAGGAGUGGGCCCAUCGGGUAAAGGAGGCAGCUUCCCGCAAGUCAAAAGCGGACUUGAUCUUCAAGCAGCUGCAGAUGGCCCACCUCACAAGCACACCUUUGUUCACACUUCUGAUUCAGUUCCUUCAUAUCGAUGUAGACGGCUGCAUGAAAGUGAUUCAGAAGAGAAAAUCCCAGCAGCCGGAGCUCCUGAAGGCCAUUGUUAAGACUGCGGACAAGGCCAAGCAGCCCUCUUCUUCACAGGAUGCCAAAGCCCAGCCCAGCCUGCCAGCGGCCAGCAGCCAGCCCAGCAAGAAGCUGAUUCCUCUGAAGGCCAAAGAGGGGCCUGUCCCUGCCAACACGUGGAAGGCCCGUUCGCCGCCUCGCCCAGCACCCAAGCCGAAAACCGUCUCGGAGCUGCUGCGGGAGAAGAGGCUGCAUGAGCUGACGGCCAGGAAGGGGGCCCAGAAGAGGAUCCUCCUGACCCCUCAGCUGCUCCUCUCCCCCUCUGUAAUAGUCCCACAGCCAAGGGGCCCCGUCGCCCCGUUGGCCAGCAGCCCCCAUGGCCCCACGGGCAGCCAGCCAUUACCAAGGCCGCCUCCUGCUCCAGCUUCUGUGCCUCCGGCCCCAUCAGCUGGGAGGGACUUGGCAUCUUCCAAAGAGACGGCGGGGGGCUCUCAGGAGAGGAUCCUUUCUUGCAAUGGGAGCAGAGACAAGGCCGCCGCAGAAGAAGGCAGAGAGGGCAGUCAAGAGGGCUUCUUGCCUCAGGGGAAUCCUAAAGUGGCAGGACCCCCCGCUGCCGCCCCACGAUUGCCAGCACAGGACCCAGCACCAGCCAGGCCUCUUGCCUCCCAGAAUCCCACUAACAUGAACUCCGUGCCAGCCUCUUAUGCUCAGGGACCGCUUGGUGCUCAGCAGAACUCAGUCCACCUCCUGUCUACGUUGGUGGCUGCCCAGUCAGGGCCUGGUGCCGUUCCCAAGCCUGCCCUGCCCAUCAGCUGGGUGCUGACCCCCCAGGGCCUUAUCCCAGUCACCAUCGUGAACAUCCCUGGCCAAGGAAAGCCAGUGGCAAGUGCUUCUAGCGCGCCGCCAAACCCCAGCCAGGCUGCAGAGACUUUUGUCAAGAUCCCAGCCCCGACUAUGGUUCCGGUUGUGGCAGGACCCCAGUUGCAGGAGGGCCUUUCUUCCAGCAGCCCACAGAGUGAUGCAGGUGCUCAGCUGACUGAUGUCGCUCUUCCUCCUCCUCCUCCUCAGCGGCUCCUUGAGAACUCAGCAGAGCAGCGGUGCUCCCCAACUACUGCCGGAGCCGUGGCACCUGCCUUGCCUUGCCUUGUCUCUGAAAGGACUCCGGCCAGCACCCCCGACUUGGGCACCUUGCAUCCGCCCCAUCCGAAUCAAGCCUCAGCCGAGCUAGACGCCCCCUCUGGCCCAGCACUGGCGUCCCAGCAGACCUGCCCCACCUCACUUCCGCCCCAGGAGGGGAAGGCCUCCCCGCUUUCUCGCCUCCUUUCUCUAGAAGCAGAGGCGGCAGUGAAGGAGUGGGCCAAGGAGAGCCGGGAGGUGAGGAUUCCCUCGCUGGGAACAGGCCUGCCUUAUUUGCCCCCGUUUCUCUGCAGCUUGAAAACCCUCUCGGCAUUGCUGGUGAAUAAAAGGUCCCUGGAGCACAGCGCUGCCUCUCUUUUGGCCCCUGAAGGCCGGCGGGAAGAGUGUGGCCAGCCAGACCUGGAGGCCUUGAGGCAGGUGGUGCGCCAGAAGCUCCAGGACAACCCUGCCUACCAGCUCCUGAGAGGGCGGUUCUUGGCGGCCUUUACCUUUCCAGCUGCUCUGGCUGCGCUGCCCCCUCCCAGGGUGAGGACGACACUUUCGGGGGGCAGGUGGUGGGAGAGCAGCCAGGGAGAAGAUUCCAGCUCAUCUUUGGAGGAGGAAGAGGAAGAAGAGGAGGAGGAGGAGGAAGUUGGGAGAGAACCCCAACGAGCAGCGAGAGACGGCCCUGAUGAGACAACGGAGGCCAACAAGGAGCUGGAGGAGCCUGGAACUGACAGUAUAGACUCCGAUCACAGCAGCCCGGCCAGGGUCCGAAGAAGCACGCGCCUCCGGAAAAGGAGACUCCAGCUGUAAAGUCAGCAGCUUCUUCAGUUCAAUUGUUCUCUUCCCUCCCGGUAAACCACCUGAUAAACUCAAGCAUGAAGACUUCUGUUACGUUUCUGGGGUCCCUAAGGAUGACACCCCGGACUGUGUGGUUUCUUCGUUUCGGCCUGGAGAUGGACUGCCAAGCCAAGUGAGGGAUCAAAUUUUUCUGGUGGCAAAAUUCUUUGGUGUCUUUGUCACUGAGCAGAUUUUGACCAAAUUACGAGCAGGCUCCUGCAGCUUCUCCUGCGUUCAGAUGCAGGGAAAUUGCCUUCCUUACCUCUCAAGCAGCCUUCUCCAUAACCACAUAUGCUAGGGUUGUGGCUCCCAGAAUUCCCCAGCCAGCAUGGCCAACCCUGAGAAUUCUGGGACUUUGGAGGAUGGCAACUUGCAGAAGGUGACAAGGCAUGAGUCCUAGUUGUCUGACCACAUCGUGAACACCCCACUGCCUGGCAGGCAAGUGCCCUUUUUGCUCUCUUACUGACAAUGGGACUCUCCCGACAUACUAGAUCUGGUGUUAAGCCACGAUAGGGUUGGUUUGUUGGGGCAUGUCAUUUUCUGCUAACAGAAUCAUUGUGUUUGUUAACCAGAGGGUGGAACCAAGUAUGUUGCGUGAGUCCAGCUGAGGCAGGGUUCUCAACUCUCAGAACUUUUCUACAGCUCCCCCUUCUUGCAGGCUCCCUUCCCCUUGAGUUGCUUCUUCCAGAGAGACCGUUUGCACUAACUCCUAGAGAUACUUGAACCCUGCUGAUGGGAAUGACCUUCAAGGAGAGGAGGAGGGGGAAGUAAUUGGCAGCUGCAACCCUGACUUGAGGAUGCCCUUGAAGGAAGCUUUUUGGUUUGCAUGGACUGUUUCUCAUUUUGCUACCCGAGAGCUACAUGGUCACAGCCAGAUACUUCUGCACAGAGGAAGCAAACACGUAGUUAUGCUUCUAAGAUGUCUGCUUCAGUUGAAUCCCUCUAGACCUCUGCACGUGAGCGAGCAAAUAACAGGCUCCCUAAAUUGGAAUAGCAGCUGCUUCAGACAGAACUUUUUAAUUCUUUGCUCAUUUCAGAGUUGAGUCUAUCUUUUUUGCAUUAAAAUCUUUGUAUUUUACAACGCUGUGUAUUGUUACUGAGAAGCUUUGCAGAUGCGAAAGGCAGGAUUAGUAGUCCUGCUCACACAAAUUGGCAUGUAGGUGGGGAAGAAACAAAGCAACUAUUAUUCAGGCUUCCAAGCAAAAAUAGAUGGUUCGAGCUGCUGGGCGGGCAGGCAGUCCUUCGGCCCCAGAGGACCUUCCCUCCUCCCGGAGUUGCUUUUGGAAACCAGCCCCUUCCUUGGGUCCACCAGGGCUUCUUCCCCCAACGUGGCGUUCCUCAGCUCGAGGAGGUGGGAACUUAGCAGCAGUUCAACCCAGACAUCCAAAUGAGUCAUUUCUGGCCAGCUGAAACGGAGGGGCAUUGAUCUGGUGCUGCUAAAAUGGAGAAAAAGGUGAGAGAGAAAGAGGUGUUUGCUGGGCAGGAGAAACAAAGAAUUUUCUCAAGACAAGUCCUUGGUUGGGAAAGGGUUGGAGCAACCCAGCAUUUCCGCAGCACUGAGAUCACCAGAGGAGCAAAGCCCAGUGCCAGACAGGAAGCAUCUGCAAAGGCACAAAGAGAAGCCAAGCCCAAACCACACCAGGGCUAAACAGACCAUGGCUCUGCAUGGUUGGUUAGCCUGGUUAUGGCUAAAUCAGCAGAACAGGCUGGAAAGGGUUGGACUGCAGCUCCCAGAAUUCCCAGCCGGCAUUGUAACUCAGCCCCUCCAGAUCCCCUAAUCUGGUGCAAGUCAGCAUUUUCUGGUAAAAAUUGUCUACAUGACUUAAGGUCCUAGCUGGGUUCCAAAUUACACAGGAGAAAUGGAGGCAAACGUCCAGUUUGUGUUCUACCUUUGCAAGAGAAGCUAACUGGGAUUGGGGCCAGUUGAUUUCUUUACACUGACGUGCUUUCGGCUGAGUGGUACUGGCUGUAAGCUUCAUCUCUUGAGUUCCGGUUUGAUAGGACAGAAAUGCCGCAAAGAAUAUAGGAAACAGUCUCUUCCAAACUCAGACACAAAGAACUUGUAUCUUAAAGUAAGGUCAGAAUACAUGUUCCUCUCUUCACUGAAAUACAACAUCUUUGCAAGUGAAUGCAAGCCAUCCGAUCAGUGAAAUUCACAAAGAACGUGGCUUCCAUGGAAAACCAUCAUUGCUCAGAAGACCAAGAACAAAUCAUCUGCCCACUUACAGAGAAGAAGCCAGCUUGAGAGAGGGCCUGAAAUACGCAGUCCAAAACUGAAAUAGAAACGGCUCCUCGAAAGACGGAAGUCUCUCUUCUAAAGGGUUACAUGUCCUGUCUGGGCAGGGCGCUCAGCUGAGCGCAGGCUCCUUCCUCAGAGCAAAUACACCUUAGGGCUCCAGAGUGUCACAGAUCCAGUCCCUGAAGCUGCUUUGCAGUGCAGGGGUUCCAGAGCAUUGGAGAUAUGCUAUUCUCGAAAGAGUAACUGAAGCACUGCGGAGUCCUGUUUCUUAAGAAGUCAAGCAACGGUAUAAUGCAACACAGAAAAAGUGCGGCCAAACUUUUAACUAAGGCAACAGCCAGUUCAGGUGUAGGAAGAAAGCUGGAUGUUCUAGAGGCGAGGGAACAGGACAGAGGCAGCAGCAGCACAGGGUGGGUUCAAACAGGAAAUGUCCUGGUUCCCAGUCCCCAUCCCAGACACCAACCGUUAGCCUUCCUCUGGACCCAUGGGCAACUGCUAAGAAUGGCAACUCCAAAGCAGGGCUGUGAUUUGUAGCUGUGCCUUUUUAAUUUUGCUGGAGCCAUUGCUGCAUUUGCAAGUUGUCUGGCACAGAGGUACAACGGAAUAGGUCAACGUGGAUCACCAGUCCAUGUAAAACCCAUUGAUAAACAGCUUUCGUUGUAAAGGCAGUCUUUUUUAAGUCCGUUGAUGUACCAGUGAGAAGACUUAAAUUCUUCAUUAUCAUCAUUAAACUUAUCGGUAUUGUCUGUUCUAGAAUCUCCUC
This is a messenger RNA of Python bivittatus (Burmese python), 7497 nucleotides long. NCBI's taxonomy places the organism in Eukaryota, Metazoa, Chordata, Lepidosauria, Squamata, Pythonidae. The record is from RefSeq and is a predicted model, not a curated record.